UUGUCAUAGUGAUGGUGAACAUAUGAUUGUCAGUUUUUUGGGUUUUUUGGGUUUUGCUGUUUUUGAUUGUUAAUUGUUUAUUUUUGCCGAUUUAAUUAUUGUUUUACAACUCGCCCUUAUAAAUUGAGCAAUGUUUGCUAUUGUAGAUGAAAUUGUUACACGUUUAUUGGAUCAUCGUUGUUUUACAUCAGGUGAAUUGAAAUUUUUUACUCAACAGUUUGAAGAGACAAGAAAUAACCAUGAGGUUAAACAAGUUGAUCAAAUUGAAAAAUGUAUCAAAGAUCUUAGUGAGAACGACUUACCAAUGGCCAAGGAUAAAUUAGAGAAAAGCAAUCUAUUUGAAAUUGAACCUAACAUUGACGAUUUAUUGGAGCAAGCCACGGAAUUGAUUGACAUGGAACACAAGGAGGAGAAAAGACGGAAUCGUAAGCUAGCUGAGAUAAUCAUCAAGUACGAAGCAGAAAAAAGUCUAGUGAUUAAAGAGACUCAAACAAAAAUAGCUGAUUUGGAUACAAUAUAUGCAGACAAAGCCAAUGAUUUGAAGAAAUAUUAUAAAGAGUUGGAGGCGAAAUGGAGACUGGAUAAAGUGCAAUGAAUAUCCAACUUUAGGGUUCAUGAAAACAAUCAGCGAUCCGGUUUUUUCCUCCCAUUUUGUUGCAAAGGUCUUAACGACUCGAAGUUAUUAUCUUCAUUCUAACAUUUCUUACCGCUUUGAUGGAUACACAAGUAUUAUAAUCUUCACCAAGCUCGUGUCAAGAUGUUCUGAAAUUUAACAGAAGAUGUUAUCACUUAUACUAUUCUGAUAGCUCUUUAUUAUUUUUUUACGUUUUACUAAAAUCUAAUAUUUAAUGUAAAAAUUUUCUUUAAUACAAAUUGGUCACAAAUUUA
Messenger RNA from Tetranychus urticae (two-spotted spider mite), 888 nucleotides. It is a transcript of the gene Muted, whose product is annotated as biogenesis of lysosome-related organelles complex 1 subunit 5. Lineage: Eukaryota; Metazoa; Arthropoda; Arachnida; Trombidiformes; Tetranychidae. Gene Ontology annotation, cellular component: BLOC-1 complex; transport vesicle. The record is from RefSeq and is a predicted model, not a curated record.